CAGGGCCGUGACCGUGACAAAUAACUAGAUAAAUAUUAAAUAAUAAUGUAAACAUUGAAUAGUAAACCCCCAGUUGCCAGUUGGCGUUUGACAGUUGAGUUGUCAGUUAGGAGUUAAGCGCUAGCCAUUAGAGCAUUGUCCACUAUAAUAUUAUUAUAACUAGGUAUAAGGCAGUAUUGCACUAAGCUCGUGCCUCGUAGUUGGGCGGUUUUCAAUCGUCUUUCCGCGUUCAUCUCUCUCCCCAUCUGUUUAUCGUGUCCCCGACCCCGACUCAGUUGCAAUCCACAAGUCGUCGGUAGUAGGUUUUGUUUAGUCUCAUUGAAAUUCUUCGUCGCUGACGUCAUCUCCAGACGGGAGGUGUGUAAACAACUUAAUAUACUUUAUACAGUAUUCGAUAUUGUGUUGCUAACCGUUCGUUCGUUUUUUCCUCCACUCAUUAUUUCGAUAAACUUAAUCUACUAUGACCAUACAACACGUUCAAUGCUAUGACGAUGAUUCAUUGUUUCGUCACUCAGCUUACGUUUGCUUCGUGUGUGCCUGUUAAAAUUCGCACUCUGUUUAUAUGACAAUAGUGCAAUAUUCCAACGAGAAAAUUAGUUUUUUUUCACAGCUUCAAUACUCUUUAGCAUACGAAAAGAAAAAGCCAUUUACACAAUAUUUUACAUCGAACAAUGGCUUUGGAACCGGAAGAACACUUUAAAACACCCGAAUGGGUUUCGAGGUUGGAGAACAAACACAAAAAAUAUCAUAAAUUAGCUCAUGAAGUUGGAUCUGGUUCAAGUUGUUUAAAAUGUGGAGAUGCUUGUCCUGGCUUGGAUUUACAUUUUUGGCGAAAGGUGUGUAUGAAUUGUAAAUGUAAAAAAGAAGAACAUAAUAUUGUUGAUGAAGAUCAGUAUAAGCAGUUGGAUAUUUUAUUUAACGAUUCAAAAUCAAAUUACCAACCAAUAAAAGCAGUGUUGAAUAUGAUUAUUAAACCUGAUGAUCAAUUUAUCAAAAAACAAGAAACUGAUCAAAAUCAAAAUGAAUUUAAAUUUGAUUGGGUCCCACCUAAUGUUCAUAAAGAUCUAGCUUCAGAAUACAUGCAGUUGUUACCAUCUGACAAAUUACCUAUUAGUGGCACUGAAGGAGCUUAUUACAGACGCAAGCAACUUGAAAAACAAGUUCCUUUACAUGAUUUUAAUGCAAAUGUUUGUCAUGAUCUGACUGUUGAAGAAGCUGAUGCUAUGGGUUCUUAUUUAAAAAAUUUAAAAGAGAAUGCUGUUGGUCAAGGCUUGGUCAAAAAACUGUUUGAUAACACUAAAAAUCCAAUUCCAUUGUUUAAAAAUAUGAAUCUUACACCAAAACCAUUUAAAAAAAGUUAUAACCAACCGCUCGAAGAAGAAGAAUUUCCACCGCCUCCCCCGGAACUUUUAUAUCCGUUGUCUAACACUGAAUUAAAGACACCGAGUACAUUUAUUGGGAACAAAAGCUAUUCUGGAAGCAAUAAACCAGAUGUCAAUAUUUUAGACACUGUUAAUAAUAACCCAGCUGAAUGUAACAGGCAAGUGAUUACUUCACAAAGACCAAAUUCAAACAUAACUGUAUCAGAAACUUUACCUCAACAACAGAUGAAUUUCUCCUCAAAUAUUCAGAAUGACAAUUACAAACCUAUGCAUCAUGAUAAAGAUAUUGGCGAAUCAUUAAAAAAUCCACUCUGGGAAGCUCCAAAUGAAUUCACAACAUCUAAUGCUGAUGUAUGUAUUUUAUCUGAUGGCAAAGAGUUGCGUUGUAAGCAAUGUAAUAAGAAUGUAAUACCUGGUCAAGUUGCCGUUAUGGCUGAACGUACUGGUAAAGAAGUAUUUUGGCAUCCAUCGUGUUUUGUUUGUUCUACAUGCGAGGAAUUAUUAGUUGAUCUAGUAUACUUCUAUUAUAAUGGGAAUGUUUAUUGUGGAAGACAUUAUGCUGAAAUCUUAAAUAUACCACGAUGCAAUGCUUGUGAUGAGUUGAUAUUUUUGAAAGAGUAUACGAUUGCUGAAGAACAUACCUACCAUGUUCGACAUUUUUGUUGUUUUGAAUGUGACAAACCAUUAGCUGGAUUAGAAUAUGUGUCGAUUGAAAAACAACCUGUUUGUUUGGAUUGUUAUCAAAAUAAAUAUGGAAAAAAAUGCGAAACCUGUCACAAAAUGAUAGUGGCUGGUGAAAAUAGAAUUGGUUGGCAAGAGUUGAGCUGGCACGAAUCUCCAGCAUGCUUUAAAUGUUAUCAGUGUUACACAUCACUUUUAGGGAAAAAAUUUACUGUUAAAAAGGAAAAGCGACCUUUGUGUAGUAGAGAAUGUGUAAUAGCUUUUAAUAAUUCUACAGAACUUUAAUAUUGUGUUAAAUUAUUUUUUGUAAAUACAAGGAGAUUCAUUAAGUAUUUCUGAUCUUUUGUGGUAGAAUAGUAAUUUCUAAUAUUCUACCACUAAAUAAUCAUUAUGCUUUAUAAAUCAUCUUGUGUAAACAUAAAUAUUAAUACUUCUUAUGACAUUUUUUAUUAAAUUAAGAAGACA
Messenger RNA from Rhopalosiphum maidis (corn leaf aphid), 2528 nucleotides. Its product is annotated as testin-like. Gene Ontology annotation, molecular function: zinc ion binding. Bases 672 to 2348 code for a protein of 558 amino acids. The transcript is spliced from 6 exons. Lineage: Eukaryota; Metazoa; Arthropoda; Insecta; Hemiptera; Aphididae. The record is from RefSeq and is a predicted model, not a curated record.